GGGCGGGCAGACGCGGAGGGCAGAAGAGCUUCCUGCGGGGCCUGCCCUUGGCCGGCUGCGGCCGCGGCCCCAGCAGCGAGCGACUACCCUGGGGCCGAAAGUGGCACGUUUACGUGACGGACGCCUCCGCCCGGGUCGGGCUUGGGCUCCCGCUUGCGGGCUCCUGUGCUGCCUGGGGUCUUUCGUGCCGCCACUCCCUGGGGGCGGGGCUCCGUGUUAAGGGUAUAGUCCAGUGCCGCCCGGUUUUUAAAGGCCGGCCCAGCCCUUUUGUUAGUAUUGUCUUCUCCAUCCUUUACCUUGGCUGUAGCACCUUUAGGUUAAGAAAGCAUCCGGAACAUUUAAAAUAAUUAUUUUAAUGUGCCUCGUGUUCUACCGGCAAACUGAGAUUCUAUUCUCAAUUUUUUUGGGUAACGCCAAUUCGUUUUUCCUCUGGUUGAAUUCAGUAUUCAAUCAAUUGGUAAAAAUUAAUUUUGUUCCAUUGCCUUCUUUUAAAUAAGCUGUGAUUGUAGAGCAGUGGUUUCCAGUUUUUUGUUACCAGCUUUUUCCUAUCAAUGUCAGAAAUCCUUUGUGUCUAAACAUUGCCUGAAUUUCUCUUACCCAGCCGGCCCCACAAUCUUUAUUCCCUAACUUGCAAAACCAGCAGCAACUUUCAGUGUCAUUUUGCUUAUUUCAGGACAAAAUUCCUUAAGCCAUACAGCCUAUCCACAGCCCUUGGCAGCCUACUCCAGAAAUACUCCUUUCAAAGAAAAAAGGCCCAUCAGGUGUUGGGGAAAGAAAAAAUCCUGUUUGCUGUUUGGAAAAUGGGCUGGAAAAGAGAAAGAAGUGGGAGUCCAUGUAGAAAACUGUUGGCAGAAGCCCAGAGCACCUUGUGAGAAUCAGGUACUGGUGGAAGAAACUCAAGAGACUGUGAGGCCUGAGUGGUCAAAGUCGUCAUAGUUCCAGUUGAAAUCCAUGAAGACAGGAGGGAAUGGGCCAGGGAGAAAGAUGCGGGCCUGGAGUCUUUAUGAGAAAGAGUAUUUUCAAACCAGUGCCUGGGGCCAACCAGAAUGCUGAGUGACCCAGGUGUCUGGGUGGAGACCUGAGCUGGGAGAAGGAAGACGCUCGUGGAAGGAAAUUACAGGGGAUAACAGUAUGGAAAAGAUAGCCCAGGACAGCAGAAAAGGUGCCCCCCACAGAGCAGUGCCCCCAGCUGUGGGGCUGCUCUUCUCCAUGGCCCUCAUGAACACGCUCCUCUACUUCUGCCUUGAUUGGUUUUUCAUCUCCCGUCCACGCUCUGCUCCCAGCUCUGCUCACUGUCCCCACGGACACUUCAGAAUGGGACAGAUGAAAAACUGUUCACCGUGGCUGUCCUGCAAGGAGCUGAGGACCGAAGUGAGGCAGUUGAAGCGUGUUGGAGAAGGAGCUGUGAAGAGAGUCUUUCUGUCUGAGUGGAAGGAACGCAAAGUCGCGCUCUCACGGCUCACCAGUCUGGAGAUGAAAGAUGAUUUCCUGCAUGGGCUGCGAAUGCUGAAAACCCUGCAGAGUAAACAUGUUGUCACCUUGCUUGGAUACUGUGAGGAGGACAACACUAUUCUUACCGAAUAUCACCCCUUAGGUUCCUUGAGCAAUCUGGAAGAAACGCUCAACCUUUCCAAGUACCACAGUGUGAACACGUGGCAGCACAGGCUGCAGCUGGCCAUGAAUUACGUGGCCAUCAUCCACUACCUGCACCACAGCCCCCUGGGCACCCUGGUCAUGUGCGAUUCCAGUGACCUGCCCAAGACCUUGUCCCAGUAUCUGCUGACGAGCAACUUCAGCAUUGUGGUAAACGACCUGGACGCCUUGCCCCUGGUGAACCACAGCUCAAGGACGUUUGUGAAGUGUGGCCACAGGGAGCUUCACGGGGACUUUGUGGCUCCAGAGCAGCUGUGGCCCUAUGGAGAAGACAUGCCUUUUGACGAUGAUCUCAUGCCCUCAUAUGAUGAGAAGAUCGACAUCUGGAAGAUUCCAGAUGUCUCUAGUUUCCUUUUGGGGCACGUUGAAGGAAGUGAUAUGGUCCGAUUUCAUUUGUUUGAUAUUCAUAAGGCGUGUAAGAGCCAGACUCCUGCAGAAAGACCCACUGCUCGGGAAAUUCUAGACACUUAUGAGAAGGUUUUGAAUCUGCUCAGAGAAACUGUGAUGUCCCAGACAAGAGAAAUGCUAUGAAAACCAUUCAGUCAGUGAAGAAUGGGUUUCAAAGAACAAAUGGAAUCAUUAUAGCAAUUCUUACUCUAAUGGUGAGUUUUUUGCUGUUCAGUGUGUGGUUCUUCCUCUGUAUCCACAUCCACAUGCACGUGUGAGCGUUGCUUAUCCCUUGGUGGGACCUGGGAAGAUGACUCACCUUCUCACACUGAUCACUCCUGCUGAACUUGAGAAGCAGUGGAUCUAGCCAUAUCUGAAGGAGGUAACAAAAAUGUCACCACAUAGGGGCUUCACCUGCCCUAAUUACUGAAUUUGUAAACUUGUAAGAAACAUAUAAAGAAAAGAUCCGUAAAUGGCAGGAUAUGAAAGAAAUGUACAGUGGUUUUCCAAAGAAGUUUUUUUCCUCAUUUUUUUAGAUAAUAGUCAACAUUACCAGGGUCAUGGGAGUAUUUGUGGCCUGUCAACAUCACAUGGUAUUGAUGAGGCCAUCUUUACUGUUUUAAAUGAUUGUUUAAGUGUUUACUUUAAUGAAUGUGAAGCUCUUGUGCCAUCCUCUUUACAAAAAUCUAAAGGAGAACUAUGAUAGCUUGCUCUUUGAAAUUUUGAAUGGACAAGGAAUAUUUAGAACAGCAAGUAUGAGGGAAAUUGUAUUUAUGUUACUGCCUUGGAUGGUGUUUGUGAAAUUCCUAUUUACCUUCCAGCUAGGUUUUCUGUGUCCAAAAUAAAUUAUUGUGAACAGUUUA
This is a messenger RNA of Neofelis nebulosa (Clouded leopard), 2903 nucleotides long. It is a transcript of the gene POMK, whose product is annotated as protein O-mannose kinase. Gene Ontology annotation, molecular function: ATP binding; carbohydrate kinase activity; protein kinase activity. Gene Ontology annotation, cellular component: endoplasmic reticulum membrane. The record is from RefSeq and is a predicted model, not a curated record. NCBI's taxonomy places the organism in Eukaryota, Metazoa, Chordata, Mammalia, Carnivora, Felidae. Bases 1132 to 2184 code for a protein of 350 amino acids. The transcript has 6 exons. Gene Ontology annotation, biological process: carbohydrate phosphorylation; protein O-linked glycosylation; protein phosphorylation.